This is a messenger RNA of Anopheles coustani, 1260 nucleotides long. RefSeq lists its product as uncharacterized. Bases 118 to 1185 code for a protein of 355 amino acids. NCBI's taxonomy places the organism in Eukaryota, Metazoa, Arthropoda, Insecta, Diptera, Culicidae. The transcript is spliced from 3 exons. The record is from RefSeq and is a predicted model, not a curated record.
AAACGAUUAAAGCCUUAAUAGCAUCAGCCAGGAUCAUACCACGGAUUAGAGUGAUUUUCAGGUUCUUCCUAUCGUCAGAUUAUUGAGUAUUAAAGUACCUUAGCUGCCGGCCGUUCGAUGACGUCACCUAAAAGCUCCACCACUCCAGCACUGGCAGUAACGAACCGCAUCCUACGCUCACCGUCCCACGAAAGUUUUUCCACCGAUCUGUCGCUGAUAUCGAUUUCCGUAUCGUCGAUGAACUCGGAAGCGACGAGCGUCCUGAACCGGUCCAGCUGUAGCCUGCUGAACCGCACAAUGGAAGAAAAGCUGGGCAGUCUGUUGAAUCCGAAGGAUAGCAAACGAAAUCGAUCGUCAACGUUGACGGAACGGUGGAACGAAAGCAACGAUCUGAUUCGCAACUGUGCCACACUUUCGGCGGCGCUUGGCAUCCACAAGAGCUUUAGCACCACCGACAUCUACCAGCUGCCGUCGGAUCAGCAGAAUCUGGGCCGGUUGUCCACCUCCGAACUGGCACUGUCCCCGUUCCAGAAGGUGGGUUAUCUCUUCGACCAUUCCCGGUUGGAGCACGCAUCCCGCUCGUACUCGACGUGGGUUGCGGUGGGCGAACUGGCAUCGACCUCACAGCUACCAUCGCCCCACGGUGGCCAAGCAGCCCCCGUACCGACGCUUACCAGCACCAACACCGCCCCGAGCUUCACCGUGUCGGAUCUGAUCAGCUCGGUGAACAAGAAAAUCCGCCAGAACUAUAUCCGCCGGCGGCUGUUCACGACCUACCGAGCCCUGGAACGACUGUCGCAGAGUGAGUUCAAUCUCGACCGGCUCGAGGCGGCUGCCUUCGCUGCCACUAAUCCGGGCCCCACAGAGCUGAUCGUCCCAUCGACCACCAUGUCCAACGCGUCUGCUUCGCCGGUCGCAGGCAAGUCCACCGGAUCGCCGGCCCCGAUCAGUGAAGGGGGGCUCGCGGAUCACGGCUCUGGAACCGUGCCGCUGAAGAAGUCCAGCAGUACAAGCGGCGCGGCCGGAGGUAGUAACUCUCGCGGGCAUCACGGUCCCAAGAAACACCUCACCUUCCACGAUAUCGAAAACGAGCGGGGCAAACCGUUGUCCAAGUACGAGCGCCAUAUGCUGAUCUUCAACUGGCUGCACACCAUCGACGACACGGCACUGGAGCUGGAAAACUGAUCCCCCCAGGAUGACCUCCGGGCGGACAUCGGUCCUGUGCUCAGGGGUGCGAAAAAAUCGGGUGCAAUAAACUAA